Guyanagaster necrorhizus is the source of this 1509-nucleotide messenger RNA. Its product is annotated as phosphomevalonate kinase. NCBI's taxonomy places the organism in Eukaryota, Fungi, Basidiomycota, Agaricomycetes, Agaricales, Physalacriaceae. Gene Ontology annotation, molecular function: phosphomevalonate kinase activity. The record is from RefSeq and is a predicted model, not a curated record. Gene Ontology annotation, biological process: ergosterol biosynthetic process; isopentenyl diphosphate biosynthetic process, mevalonate pathway. Gene Ontology annotation, cellular component: peroxisome. The coding region runs from base 28 to 1509 and encodes 493 amino acids. The transcript has 8 exons.
CCCCCCCCUCCCCCCUUCCUCCUCGCCAUGGCCCAUUCUACAGUCGUGUCGUCCCCAGGAAAGGUCCUAAUCGCCGGCGGCUACCUCGUCCUCGAUCCGACCUACUCUGGCAUCGUCGUCUCCGCCUCGUCCCGGUUCUACACCGUCAUAUCCGACGGCCAGCCCACCCACAUUCAAGUACGAUCGCCCCAGUUCAAAGCAGCCACCUGGUCCUACUCCCUCUCCUUUUUCCCCUCCGUCCAGGUCGAGCAGGCUCCAGAACAGACGAGCACGAAUAAAUUUGUCCAUCUCGCGCUCAAAAAGACGCUCGCCCUCGUCGCUGAAAUCAAGGGGCUGUCUUCCCUGCAGGACUCCUUGGCCCGUGGCCUUGACAUCGCCAUCGCAGGCGAUAAUGAUUUCUACUCGCAGAGAGCCAGGCUGGCCUCGCUACACCUUCCACGCACAAUUACAUCCCUAGAAUUUAUAGAACCAUUCGCCGCUACCGGCGUAUCAUUGUCCAAUGUCCACAAGACCGGCAUGGGCUCUUCAGCAGCACUGAUUACUUCCCUCGUCUCCGCGUUGCUGCUUCAUCUCGGCGCUAUACCUCCAUCCUCCUUCUCUGACCUCGGCAGCGACGGCAGACGGCUUGCCCACAAUCUCGCCCAGUACGUGCACUGUCUGGCACAGGGCAAGGUGGGCAGUGGAUUCGACGUGUCCUCUGCCGUCUUUGGCAGCCACAUCUAUACUCGUUUUGCGCCGGACGUCCUGAAUGACUUGAUGAGCGACGACUCGACGUCGACCCCCCUCCUCCCUGUCCUGUCGCCUUUGAACGACGCCUGGAAUUAUCGGGUCCAGCCAUUCCAGCUUCCCCCCUUGACCAGAAUCAUGCUGGCAGAUGUAGACGCUGGGAGUGAUACACCCUCACUGGUCGGCAAGGUCCUUAAAUGGAGAAACCAAGACAGCGAACGAGCCAAUACAUUGUGGACCGCACUCGACCAACUAAACCAAUCGCUCGCCCAAACUCUCAUCCAGAUUUCCAACCUGUACACGAAGGAUCCACAAAGUUACGAGAGUGCUGUCAAGUACAUCUCAUCAUUAAAUCACUUUCAGUGGCUCGCAAAUCCAGACGCCCCGCCCGAGGAAAUGCCGGUUAUUUCCACUUUCUACGCAGCACACACAAUAUCUGAGUCCAUUCGAGAAAAGAUGCGAGAGAUGGGAUCGUUAGCUGAUGUUCCAAUCGAACCGGAAGAACAAACCACGCUGCUGGACACCUGUAUAUCGCAAGCGGGCGUGAUUGGCGGAGGGGUCCCUGGAGCCGGUGGCUAUGAUGCUGUGUGGCUGCUUGUCCUCGAUCCAGUCGAUCCAUCGCCCGAUCAACCACCUCGACUACGUGUGGAGCAUGUUUGGGAAACGUACAGCACCGUCUCGCCGUUAUCUACCGUUGAAAGCUUGGCCAAGGGUGCCAGAGUCGAGGUGCUCGAACACAUCAAAGGCCUCAAAGAAGCCGUCUCCCAAAAGUCCCAGGCGUAG